This is a messenger RNA of Mesorhabditis belari, 1608 nucleotides long. The record is from the annotation of a GenBank genome assembly. NCBI's taxonomy places the organism in Eukaryota, Metazoa, Nematoda, Chromadorea, Rhabditida, Rhabditidae.
AUGUCAGCUGGUAAAGAACCACCCAAUUGGUGGAAAGAACGGGAAAAAGAAAGAAGAGGAAAAGAAGAAGCAGAAGAAGAAGACGAAGAAGAAGAAGAAGAACUGAGUGAUUUGCCGGAAUUGGAUGAUUUUGAUCCCGAUCAACCGUCAACGAGCCAUCAAUACCCGAUGUUUCCUCCAAAUUUCCACCAAUUCGCGCAAUUCCCGCGAAUUCCCGAUCGAAAUCUGCCCACCCAGGUGCCGUUUCCGCAAAAUUACACCCAACGAGCGAUUUUCCGGCAAAACUUAUACAAUGAGCCGAAGCAGCAGCCGAAUUCGAGCUUUCAACAACGUCACUUUUCCCACGAUCAACCUUUUCCACAAGAUCCUCCAAAUCGACCAUCAACUUCUCAGAUUCUUUCACUCCCGCCGCCUCAAUCAAUUCAAUCAAUUCAAUCAAUUCAACCGAUUCAACGGCUUUCUCACGAUUUUCAACAAGAUCUCAAAGAAUCACCUAUUUCCACUCCUUUAUCUUCUACCUCAACAACUCCAUUUUGUGUCUCACCCCGUCCCUCAUCAAAAUCCCCGUCUCGUUUCGGGAAAAUGUUGAAACGCUCGGAUUCGAUUAAGCCACCGCCUGGGUUUCAGAUCACACCCACCGAUCCGAUCUUUCGGCAGCUGGGACCAGCCUAUCCGGGACCGGCUUUUGUUCCGCCACACCCGCAUCCAUACGAGUAUCCACCAAAUAUUGUGAUGCCAGCUCGGCGAACAGGAGGAAGACGACCCAAAGAAGAAAUGCAACCGGAAAUGGAAGACGAAGAUUACGAUAAAAAGCUGAAGAGAAGACAGAGAAAUAAAGAAGCGGCGGCGAGAUGUAGGCAAAGGAGAUUGGAAUUGAUGCAGACAUUGCAAGAUCAAGUCGACAAGCAAAGGGAUGACAAUCGAAAGAAAGAUGUUCAAAUUAAAGAUCUCCGAAAUCAAAUCAACGAUCUGCACCGUUUCCUUCAGAAUCAUGAUUGCAAGAUGAGCCCUGAGCAGCGACAGGCACACAUGAACAUUUCGAUUCCGAACACGUCACAGAACAUUCCCCCACCAAGCUCAAGCCCUCAAACGCAUCCCAUUCAAUCAACCGCCGUCUCCACAAAUGCUUUAAGCAACGCUCAUUCUGGUGGCCCACUUCUGCCACCACAAACGCACAUGACACAACCAAUGAUUCCAUCAUACGGUGCAUCACUUCAAUUGGUUUCAUCUGAUCGGAAACGGCCGCUUCCACAUGCUGAUGUCUUUGCGGCAAAGUUGCCAAAACCCGAACAAACACUCGCCCAAUUGAACAUGAACGGAACAGAGGAUUUGGCUCGACCCGAUCGACUCUUCGAUAUGCCUUCAACAAACGCAUCCGUUGGCUCGAGUUCGUCAACGGUUUUGGUGACUCCAUCGCAGGGUCUCGGCUCGACUCCAUAUCAACCAAAUAAUUCCCUCUCCGGUAUCACAUUUGGGAAUAUUCCCUACACUCCUGGCGCUUCGAAUCUCUUGGACGGUCCAACGGGCAUCACUCCGAUAACCAGCAAUCCCGUGCCAAUUUUCGAGUCUCGAAUCACCGGCGAUGUUCGCGGCGAUUUGGAGAGUCUG